This is a messenger RNA of Bipolaris zeicola 26-R-13, 1077 nucleotides long. RefSeq lists its product as uncharacterized. The coding region runs from base 1 to 1077 and encodes 358 amino acids. NCBI's taxonomy places the organism in Eukaryota, Fungi, Ascomycota, Dothideomycetes, Pleosporales, Pleosporaceae. Gene Ontology annotation, molecular function: nitronate monooxygenase activity. The record is from RefSeq and is a predicted model, not a curated record. The transcript has 3 exons.
AUGGCCGCACCACAGCAAAUCCGUACCAAACUCACCGACCUGCUGAAGAUUCAGCAUCCCGUCAUUCUUGCCGGAAUGAACGUGGCUGCUGGGCCCAGGCUUGCUGCCGCCGUUACCAACGCUGGAGGUCUUGGUGUCAUCGGUGGUCUCGGAUACACACCAGAUAUGCUCCGUGAGCAGAUCGCUGAGCUCAAGGGAUACCUGACCGACAAGAACGCGCCCUUCGGUAUUGACCUGCUUCUUCCCCAGGUGGGAGGCAACGCUCGCAAGACCAACUACGACUACACAAAGGGCAAGUUGGGCGAGCUCGUCGAUGUCAUCAUCGAGUCCGGCGCCAAACUCUUCGUCUCCGCUGUUGGCGUGCCACCCAAGGCUGUCGUCGAGAAGCUGCACAAGGCGGGCGUUCUAUACAUGAACAUGAUCGGACACCCCAAGCACAUCCAAAAGUGCCUGGAUAUCGGUGUUGACAUCAUCUGCGCACAGGGAGGCGAGGGUGGAGGCCACACUGGAGAUGUCCCCACAUCCGUCUUCAUCCCAGCCGCAGUCAAGAUGGUUCAGGGCCACAAGUCGCCUUUGACCGGCGAGCAGGUCCAAGUCGUAGCUGCUGGCGGUAUCUACAGCGGCCAAUCCCUUGCUGCUAUGCUCGCCUUUGGCGCGACCGGUGUGUGGGUUGGAACACGCUUCAUCCUCUGCGAGGAGGCCGGUGCGCCAAAGGUUCACCAGGAAGCCGUCCGCACUGCUGGCUGGGACGACAACAUCCGCACAAUCAUCUUCACUGGACGACCCCUCCGUAUCCGCAACAACCCAUAUGUCAACAACUGGGAAGAGAACAGGCAACAAGAAAUCAAGGAGCUCACCAGCAAGGGCAUAAUACCCGUCGAGCACGAUCUCGAGAAGAUGGGCGACGACAUCGAUGAUGAGACCAUGGACAAUGCCCGACCCUUCCUCAUGGGCAAGGUUGCUGCCGUUGUCAAUGAGAAGAAGACCGCUAAGGAGAUUGUUGACGAGCUUGUCACUGAUGCUGUCAAGGCGCUCCAGGACGGAAACUCAUUGAUUGUUUCCAAGCCCAAGCUUUAG